This is a messenger RNA of Sclerotinia borealis F-4128, 558 nucleotides long. The record is from the annotation of a GenBank genome assembly. NCBI's taxonomy places the organism in Eukaryota, Fungi, Ascomycota, Leotiomycetes, Helotiales, Sclerotiniaceae.
AUGUUAAAAAUAUGGUCGAUGAAACAAAAACAGCAGCAAGAGGCAAAUGCCGAUGCUGCUGCGGGCAUCAAGAAGAAGAAGGUUACGGCCGCACAACUCCGAUUACAAAAAGAUAUCGCGGAAAUGUCACUACCCUCGACCAUGCGCACGGAUUUCCCCGACGAAGACGAUAUCCUCAACUUCUUUUUAUAUAUUGAACCCGAUGAGGGCAUGUACAAGGGUGGGAUCUUCAAAUUUAAAUUUGCGGUUCCGGAGACUUUUCCCCAUGAACCGCCGAAGGUCAACUGCGAACAGAAGAUCUAUCAUCCCAAUAUUGAUGUGGAGGGCAAGAUUUGCUUGAAUAUUCUGAGGGAGGAUUGGAAGCCGGUUUUGAAUUUACAGGCGAUUGUCAUUGGGUUGCAGUUCUUGUUUCUCGAACCAAACGCCUCGGAUCCACUGAAUAAGGAAGCAGCAGAGGAUUUAAGAUCUAACCGGGAGGGAUUCAAGCGGAAUGUGAGAUCGGCUAUGGGAGGGGGAUCGGUCAAGAAUGAUACUUUCGAUAGAGUAUUGAAGAUUUGA